Messenger RNA from Enterobius vermicularis (human pinworm), 726 nucleotides. NCBI's taxonomy places the organism in Eukaryota, Metazoa, Nematoda, Chromadorea, Rhabditida, Oxyuridae. The record is from the annotation of a GenBank genome assembly.
AUGAAAUGCAAGUUUAGGCUUUUAUCUUGCUGCCCACUUUUUUCAGUCAUUUUAGGUGACGAUCAAAUAAGUCACAGAACCCGAUUGACAAGACUGUCUAAAGAAAUGUUAGAGACGAAAUUAGUGGGUAUCCGUUGUAUUAGUCGUUUUGGCUUCCGGCUUAUUGAUAACACCUUUGUUUUUGGACCAAUUGCUGUCUUUCCAAUGACCGUGCUUUCUUGGAGAGUGCCUUCUCCGGAGCAUAUCACUGAAGAAUCAGUAGAAUUUUUUACACUUCUGGAACCGAAAAUUGACGUCCUUGUCAUAGGGGCUGGCGGACGAAAGAAUGUCGAUACCGUCAGGAAACAAGUCGCCCCAUUUCUCAUCAGAAAGAAAAUUGGUUUUGAAAUAAUGGAUACGGAAGAGGCAAUUCCAACGUUCAAUUUUUUGAAUGCAGAACGACGGUACGUUGCUGGCGCCCUCUUUCCGCCACCUGACCUAGAAAUUAGUGCCGUUGAGCAUGGAAGAGCAAUGCAGUUGUUAAAGAGCUUUGAUGAACUGGAUGUUCAUCCUUUACUUGGUGGACUGUAUUCCACACUGGAUUCCAGAAAGGAUAUUAUCAAGAAGCUGUGGGGGGAACGUGAAUUAAAACAAUUAGAAGCUAUGGAUGAAGGUUUGGAAACUCCACAGAUUGGACUUGGCGAGGAAGUGAAGCGUAUUUCAGGGAAACAGAGUUCCAAAAAAUGA